GGUCUCAGUUUCCUUCCUGGAAGCUUCAGUUGGAUGAGGAGAGGAGGAGGAGAGAGGAGAGAAGAGGAGGAGAGAAGAGGAGAGCGCACCACCACUCUCCAUCGUCCAUCCUCCAGCAGCGCUGCUGCGCUCAGCCUGUCUCUCCUGUCUGGAACAUUGAGGUUUUUUUUAUCAAAAGAAAUGAUAGCCUUAUUAUAAACAUGAAAUAAUCAUACUCGGUACUCGUUGGAUAACCGACGGAUGUUUUUUUUUUUUAUAUUUCCCCGCGUGGUGUUUCUCCUCUCUUGUUUUGUUUCGGUCGCCGGUCAGUCUGUGGAAGGAAUGGUCCGCGUUUUGUCUCCUGGGUCGUUUCCACUUCAGCAUGGGAACUGCGGUGUCCAAAAGGAAGAAUCUGAGGAGUGAUGCGAUAUCUUCCGUAGCCGCAAAAGUCAGAGCAGCCAGAGCAUUUGGAGAAUAUCUGUCCAAUACCAAUCCAGAGAACCGCAACGGAGCAGAUCAUUUAUUGUCUGACACCUUCCCCAGCCAGGACUGCGACUCUCCAGACGUCAGACGUUUGCAUAACAACAAUCUGACACCACACAUCCACUGCUUACCCAUAGCUAAACCCAACCAGCCCAGCCAAUCCAAACCCAGUGCUCAUACACAGUCUCAGCCUCAGGUCAACACCAUCCAGGCUCAAGCACCUUCGUGCCCUUCCAAACGUCGACUCUCUGCUGAGCGCAGCCUCUCCACGGAGGAGCCGCCGGGUGCCAAAGGCCCAGAGCAGAGCGUGGCGGUGAAGCCGGCCAGGGUGUACACGAUCACAAGGGAAGGCGGGAUGACCCUUGGGGGCCGUGGCAGCGAGGAGAGCCUGGAGCUGGAGGUGCUGAAGGGCUCCAGGGAGCAGGCACCUGCCUCAGUCAGCCACAACCCGUCCUGCACCAGCCAGCCGUCAGCCACAGCCGCUCGCGGUGGCCAUCACCGUAGUAGCCAUCACCGCAGCAACCAUCACCAUGCCCACCAACAUCACGGUGGCCAGCAGUCGUCAUCGCAGCCGCUGCAGAGCUCAGGGAGCGCCAACAACAUCCGUGACUGGGGGAUGAGGAGAGGGACGUCGCGGGAUGACUAUACCCCAGACUGCGUGACCUGCAUUCGGGCUCCGUGUCAAAGCCAGCGCUCCCUGGACCUCGAUACCUCAACGCAGGAUGGAGGGAAGCCACGCAAGAAACUGGAGAGGAUGUACAGCGAGGACCGAGUGUCUACUGAUGACAGGGAGGACAAUCCUAAUAGCUGGUUCCCCAAAGAGAAUAUGUUCAGCUUUCAGACAGCCACCACCACCAUGCAGGCAAUAUCGGCUUUCCGCGGCAUUGCUGAGAAAAAGAGGCGGAAAAGAGAGCAGGAGGAAGCCACCAUGAUUGAGAGAAAUUUCCGCAAACACCUUAGGAUGGUGGGCAGCCGCAGGAUAAAGGUCCAGACCUUUGCCGACCGCCGAGCCAAGAGCUUCAGCCGCUCGUGGAGUGACCCCACCCCCGUCAAGCCUGACUCACUGCAUGACUCCAGAGACAGUGGCGAGCUUCAGACCUCCUCAGGGACACUAGAUGAAGGGCCGGAUGAGGACGCCGACUGGGAGGAGGAGAGAGAGAUGGAGAGAGCCGCUUGUGAAGGAGAGGACUUCAUCCCACCUAAAAUCAUGCUAGUAUCCUCCAAGGUUCCAAAGGCUGAAUAUGUUCCCAACAUCAUUCGUAGGGACGACCCCUCCAUCAUCCCCAUUCUUUAUGAUCAUGAACACGCCACGUUUGACGACAUCCUCGAGGAGAUAGAGAAGAAGCUGACUGCCUACAGAAAAGGCUGUAAAAUCUGGAACAUGCUCAUUUUCUGCCAGGGAGGUCCAGGACAUCUGUACCUGCUGAAGAAUAAAGUCGCCACCUUUGCAAAGGUGGAGAAGGAAGACGACAUGAUCCAGUUCUGGCGGCGGCUCAGCAGGCUGAUGAGUAAGCUGAACCCGAAGCCCAACCUCAUCCACAUCAUGGGCUGCUAUGUGCUGGGGAGCGCUAACGGAGAAAAGCUGAUUCAGACUCUGAUGAAGCUGAUGAGACCCUCCUCAGUCGAAUUCAAGUCCCCUCUAGAGCUGUCUGCAGAGGGCAAAGAGAUGAUCGAGAUGUACUUUGACUUCCGUCUGUUCCGCCUGUGGAAAAGCCGUCAGCACUCGAAGAUGCUGGACUACGACGACCUCUUGUGACUUGAUGCACGUGCUGUCGACUUGUCGGCCGGUUAUCUCAUGUGUGAGCCUACUGCACGGUGACAGGGCGUUUGGUUUAAGGGCCCCCCUCCCCCCGAGAGGCUCCUAGACGGGCUCUGUGGCAGAGCUGGAGCAGCAGCAGCGCAGUUGGGUCUUUUUUUCCCCUCUGAAGCGACAGGGUGGCCCUGUAGAUUCUGCCAGCGGUGUACUUUUUCUCCCUUAUCCAUUUUCACUUUCUGCCUAUCUCUCAGAGAAAAGAGAAAGAGAGGGAUAAGAAAAAGGACGAGAAGCGAUGGGACUCAUCAUCCCUAGCCUAAAUGUGUCAGAAAACUGGAGUUAGAUUCCUGAAAUCAGAGAGGAUAUUAGAUAAAAGAGUGACAGAUGAGAACAGAAGGAACUCCUCCUUUCUGAGUUUUUUUUUCCCUUUAGCCAACCUAUCUGCUCUUUUAAGAUGGAGGCUUGAAAGGAUGGAAGUAUUUUCUUUGUCAGGUGUGGAAAUUAUUCACAAGGGGAUUAGAGCUUAUAUGUAAAUAAACAAGUGCUUACCGGAGCCUUAGAGAAUAGAUUUCCAGCAUCUCUCUCCAUGCUAUCAUGUGAAAAUCUAGACUUUUAAUUAGUCUUAUUCAAAUUUAGAGUUGUCUAUUUAACACAGCUUUUUUUUAAACUUCAAAAAAAAUGUGUUAGUAUUUCGUACAGACUGUUGUAUUAACUCAGGUUAAAUCCCUUGUUUGAUACUAAGAAUUGUACUCACUGUUGGCAACAUACUGUAGAUCAGAAUCCAAGGCCUUCAUAGCCACACAGAGUCAUCCUCAGCGGAACGUUAAGACUGUCAGGGAUGUCAUAUUUUAAAGUGUGUGUGUGAAGCGCGGAGGUUUUCUAUAUUUUCAUAGUCUUUCAAGUCAACUGUAGCCGAACAGACAGAUGUAUCCAUGCAUGUUUCACAACAUUAGAGCAUUAUGUUUGACCCUGCCGAGCCAACACUAGCUGUUCUUUCUUGAGCUGUUGGUUCGCAGCUGCUGAUCCUUUUUAGUGUGUUUAUCUUGCAUGUGUGUGUCCAUAGCAUACUUGCAGUUUGUCGCUCUGUGAAGAGGUUGCAGGUGGAGAUUAUAGACUCUUUACACCGUGGCAAUGUCUUUAUAAAAAGUAGACAAAAAUACAUUGAUAACAUACAUACUGUAUAUUAUUAUUUAAACACUUGAAUUACUCACAUUUUUUGGAGUAAAUUAGAAUUUCCUGUUUACGACUUAACUUGAAUCACUCAAAGUAGCAAUGGAGUGGUAGAGGUGAUACUUUCCUUCGAGCUAUUUUUGUUUCUCCUCACCACCAAAUUGUUGUUUUAGUUUUAAUAUACUCCUUUUAAUAAACCAGUGCUCUGGCAUUUCACUGAACAUCACAAUACAAAGGUCUGUUGUCCGAAAAUACAGUCCUUGCAAUACCCAUUUCUAUUAUCCAUUUUAAAACAUCAGGAUACCUUUGCUAGAGUUGAAAUAAAAUGUAUUUUGUGUUAACAUUACAAAAAACUUAAAGGCACACUCCAGCAAUUUAGAACUGCACUUCCGUUACGUUGGGGGACCAAUGUUAGAAAAAAAUAUUGUACAUUAUCGUAAAUAAUCGUCAAUCUGUGCAGCAGAGGCCGAUAUAUCCUGACUUUUAAUACCUACUGUGGGUCAAACUCCAAUAAAACUUGAUCAUCAUCUACGUUUCCCAUGACGCAACUGGACGGCAUCUUUUUAUUGCCCUCCCUGCCUGGUAAAUGUCCAUGUCUUUCGAACUCUGAACCCCAACAUUUGUUGCAGGCUAUUUCUGAAGCCCAAGCUGAGAAACCCUAAUGACAUCAUGAGACACUAUCAGGGGUAAUUUCUCCAACUUUAAAGUGAACUGAUCUUUAAAAAAAAUUGGUAGAGUGGCCCUUUAAGACUUCACCAGACAGAUGUCAUUAAAAGUUUUACACUCUGUCCUCCAUUAUAUCAAACUUCGGGCCAUUGUAACCAAGUUUACGACAAAGGCCUUAAUUCGCCUGAUGCUGCAUUAUUGGCCUAACCUGUAUUUAUUAAAAAGUAAUUCUAUUUUUCAAAAAGCAAGGGCUGACCCCAUUGUACUGUAUAGCUGGACAAUAUUCACAGUAAUGGUAAAUAACAAUAAUAAGUGCCGCAUAAAGUUACUUUAAACUAAGUUUUUGGGGGAGAAUGCUGUUUUAAAGCUUAUAUAAUCGCCGGUAUCUGUUCUGAUCAAGAGUAUUGUCAGAUAGGGUGAGUGACGUUUGCAUUGCUCCAUCUCAAGCUUGAGCUGAGGCGGCCAUGUCCUCUAUUAUAUAUCCGCCUGCAAACAUGCAGCUUCAUCAUUUGAUAAAACUCCUUGUAUGUGUGUGUUCUUGGAUUUACGCCUUUCUGCAGAUGUGUUCACAAAGAUACGGAAGAAUGAUGGGAAACCGUCAAAAGUCAAGACUGUUUGCUCCUCGUUUAACUUAGAUUGAAUGAUUCAGGAAAGGAAUUUCAAGUAUGGUAAUAUGUGUCAUUCAUCCACAUAUGCUUCCUAACUCUAUAUAACCAAGCUUCCCUGCACGCUGUAAAUGUGUGCGUCAUGACCAUGGUUGACUGAGCCUUUUCACUGCUCAUGUGUACAUCCAUGUUUUGUGUUGUUGUUGCUUCCUGAUCCAUGCAAGUCAACUGAGCUGGAAGAAGUGUUCAUUGUAUUGGAGUGUUAGAGGGGAUCAGAUGCCAACACUAUUCAUCUUAAUGCAUCCAUGAGGACAUAGGGGCUCUAUAAGGAGAGCUUUGGUCCAAAAUGGGACAUUUAUGCAUUUGAAAUAUCCCGUUAUCGCCACAGAGGAUGUAAAACAUGCUUUUAAAUAUUAUUGAAGAUAGUAAAUGUCUUAAGAACAUUGUUUUAUAGUAUAACUGCUUUUUACAGAGGGCAAUAAAUACUCCUUUGGAAGUGUGUCAAAUGGAAGGUUAAACUGUUUUAUCCAAAUAGGUUUUUUGGACUGAAGCCCUUUAAGUGGAUGAAGGACAAGGAAACAUCGAUACUAUCCUUUGCAUUAUCUGGUUCCUAUUAUAAGAGUGGGUUGUUGUUGUUUUUUUUUUCUCUAUUGAAUUAUUGUAUUACUGUAAAUUAUGUUUUAGGUCUGUGCUAGUGUUGCAUAAAAAUGCAUUCAUACUGCAGUCAAGUCAUGGUUGUGCCACAAAGUAGCAUGUAUCACUAGAUGACUGUCACAGUAAUUGUGAUCAUUUUGUAUAAUUACUGUAAACAACUAAGACCAUAAUGGUAUACAAUAUGUCCAACGCGUUCUCACUUCCAACUUGUCAAAUACCGAUACUUGGUCAAUGACCCUACGCUUCAAACUUUGACGCUCUAGGUACCCCCUCUAGCGUCAGUUUUGGACGUGUCAGGGAUGGCGUUUCAGUUUUCUGCUCAUUACAUGCAUAGAGUCUUUUCAAAAUAAACUUCCGUGUUCACAGGAAACUUACAGUUUGUGCUCGAUACACGCAUACAAACUUCAAACAUAGGUUUACUUAGAUUUUAGGUCUACUUACGCAACAAAAGUACUUGGUUAGGCUGAAAAGGUCGUGGUUUGGCUUAGUAGAAGUAUGUUUGUUACGUAAAAUUAGCAUGUUUGUUACGUGACUGGCGUUGACUUUUCAGUUUCACACUAACAGAGGUCUCCUGGGUGAAAGUCCUGUGUUUGAUUUAAGAUUUGAUUUGACAAAAUGCGUGACUAAAUAGCAGCACAGGUUUUAUAGCACCCUCCUCCUGGUUUGUGCUAUAAAAAGAACCCUCAUAUAAAACUGCUGAGAUAACCAGGCCUUUAUUUCUGAAGUCUCUCUCGCUUUUUCUAUCAAUGCAAUCUCUAAACUUUUUCCAUGUUCACUUGUCCUAACUUGUCCUAUAUUCAGGAUAUUUCCACUGCACUCUGGUUAACUGAAAUACUUUGUACAUUGAGUUCUGGUAAAGGAGGUUGCUCUUCAACAAUGGGAUUCACGGUGGAGUGCUAGACCCAAAAUUCAAUUAGCAUAAGAAAUGUGAUCGGGUAGCAUAUCCCAGAUUUCAAGAUCAAGGUGGACAAAAUACAAGUUUCCGUCUAUUAAAGUCAACACAUCCUGCACAUCACAUUAAAAGCCUCCCAGCAGCUCAAAGGGCAUAAUCCCAUGAAUUCUUGGUAGGCUUUUAAUUUGUAACAUCUGCAUUGUUUGCAUAUGUGCUGAGUUUAACUGACGGUAACUUAACAGCGCUCAAAAAAAAAAAGUAGAAGCAAUGGCAUGCUGGUUUUGUACUGCUGGAAUUAGUGCUGUGGAAAUAUAUUGCUGAAUUUAUUACGUGAACUAGUACAGGUAAUUAAAUCCCUCUUCAGUAUCUCACCCUUUUUGUUUUUGCUGGCUAUUCAGUCGGCUAUACUGGCUUUUAUUUGAAAUGCUUAUUUUAUAUUAAUUUCGUACUGUCACAUAUGGCCAGUAGGCGCUGCCACUCUUGCUGAUAAUCUUGCUUGUUCACAGUAUUUAUACCAACUUCAAAAUUAUAGUAAUGUCCAUUCAUGUUAAAACCAUAGAACACCUUACCUCUUUCUUUGUGCUCUUUGUGCAUCGUAGCCCAGAGGAUUACAUUUCUCAAACGUUAUAUAUCCUGACUGCUUGUAUCACGUGAGAUUGAACCUCUUUGCUGUCUCAUGUGCACAACUAUGUUUUAGCUUAAGGUACGGUAGGAUCUGACCUUUGUAAUUGUUGUACAUUCAGGGUUUGCUUCAUGCUGUUUAAACAUCACCUACUCUCCAAACCUUUCUUCUGUAGCAGUAUGCCGUGUAUGAAUAUUGCUGUAUGGUUAUUUAAAUAUGUAAAAUGUACAAGGUAGGGAACAUUGUUCAAGGUAUUGUAUUAGUCUGUAAUACCUGUGGAUUUUAAUGACUAUUGAUUGCAGUACUGUGGAUGAUGGACAGAAACAAAGUUGAGAAGUAUGGAGGCUUGACCCAGCAGAGUGCAGUCUGCCCACUGCUUGGCUCCUUUGUAUUCUACUGGAGUGCCGUCUAGUACUAACCCUGCUCAUAUAGAGGACUCCUCUGCUUUCUCCUCUGCUUUCUCUUUAGUUUAAGUAAAGGCAAAACCCCAGAGCCUAAUUACAUACCUUGUUGUAACUGCAUCUCAAGUCAAUAUAUUUAAUCCUGCUCCUGUGUUCGCUUUGAUUGCAAGCUGAGUUGCACAAAAAAUGUACACAAGCUUAAUGGAUUCCUAAUGAUUUUCUGAUCACAAUGAAAACGAAGACCUUGCUGACGAGACCGGAGAUCCAUUAUAGAGCUCAGCCCCGAGGCUGUGAUCACACAGGACGUGCUGAAACACAAAGCAUCAUGAAGCGAGACUUAGCUUACCAACCUGAAGUAGUGCAGUAGAUAACAUGCUGCAAAAAGAAGAAGAAAACAACAUUAGCAAUGCCGCGUGCUGCUUUAUGACAUCAUCUGAAGGAGAACAUAACCUAGACUUUUAUAACCGCGGCCAACAGCUUUUAUGGGUCUAUUCCACAUUGAUGUAAAGUGGAAAAUAAAAAACAAGUAUUCUUUGUGAUCACUAACUCUCGAUUGGUUGGAUAUAUUCCCAUAUUACAACAUUUAUAUCACUGUGGCUUGAGGUCACAUUGCAUUUACAGUACACUUUCAAUUAACCGUUUUAAUCGAACUCUGGUGUGGUUCAUUUGGGCAGUUCUGAACGCAGUAAUCAAACCCUGGUGCAGAACCGCUCCAAGACCACAUCAAGACUCAAUUGCAGAAAGUGAACCAAAACGCAGGGGAUAUGGGCUUCCUGUGUGGGCAUUUGUUGAAAUGGACACAGGUUAAAUGACAGGUUAACAUGAGUGGGAGAAGACUAACCUGGACUUCUGUAGAAGUCCGAUGUUUGCUUGACAUCUUGGCCGAAGAGAACGUACACAACAAUAGUGAUGCAAUGAAGUCAUUGGAGAUAAACUGGAGGAGAAGGGAUUUGUGUACAGAUCAGUGCCGAUUCCCUGUAGAAGUGGCGCUACUGAUUCGUACACGCGCCUCAGCAAUCAAUGUUUUUAUUCGGUCCACUUUAAUUUGUGCACUGUGAAACCGAACCAAAGUAAAACAUUUCACUCUGAUUGGGAAUAGCCAAACGGACUAUGGCUUGUGAAAGCGUCACCUCAUUAGUCAUGGCUAACAUGUUACCAAAAACCUCUUAUAGGCUACAGCCAAUGCACAGGGAGCAACAUUAGCACUCAUUUGAAGUUGUGGUUUUGGCAAUCCGACAAAUAUAAGUCCAAUAUUCACACUCCUUUCAGCUGUUUUGGCUUCACCAACUCCUGAGAAAAAUAUUGGACUCUUAACUGCUCCACGAACUUGCUAACUUUGUCUGGUCUGCGGUUUGGUGAUGGGCAGGCAACAUACAAUGGGUUAAUCAGAGCUUUCUAGCAGAAAACAGCUGGUUGUUGUGGCUGUAAACUGGGUUUAUUGGAGUGGAAUUUGUUUGCCGAAACACCAAAAUAAUGAAGUACAAUAGGCUACAAAUAAUUCUUCCGUGGUCCAUCACUACAAGAGACCCCCAUAGCUUAAUAUGACAAAUAUUGACUAUUGCAGCUCGCAGCUUGGAGAAAGCAGGAGACCCCACAUUAUGUUUUUUGUAACAUUAAAGGAGUUGAGCAGGAAUAACCUCAAAGAGUCAUACGAGGAUAGUCUUGGCAAUCUUUUUUUGGGUGCCGGCAACUUUGAGACAGCAGACAAAACCUCAGCCACGAAGAGAUUACUCUGAUCUCCAGAAAUGUCAAGACACUCUUUAAUGAGGACUUGUAUUCAUAUUAGUGCAAAUCGAUUACACCGGAGUUGAGCGAGUGAGCAACACACGCAGUUUGACUUGUCGCACUGGCUCACUGAAGCAGCCAUUUCCAUUUUUCUGAGAGCAUAAUUACACAAAUCAAGAGAUUGAUCUUUGAACGCCUCCCCCUCGCCUGUUAUUUUCCAAAUGAAGCUGUGUGACACCACUGAGAAAAGAAGACACGUCCCCCCAGCUCGAAUUGUUAAUAAGCAUUGUUGUGCCCUCCCCGCUGCUCUUGCCGGUUCCCGUGAAGAUUGCUAGGGCUCAGUUGGGAGCGUGAUUGAGUUUGAUGAGGGUGAUGGAUUGAUGCCGCUUUUGAUUGCCCUGACACCUCCAGUCGGGCUGUGAUUGUAUUUCGGGAAGAGUGGAAAAUUAGAUGUGUCUAUGUAACGUCUGUUUCACUUCGCAUCAACUUGCAAGUCAUCUAACUGAGCAUUACAUUUUGGAAUAGCUUUCUUAGACUGUCGGAGUGAUAGAUGUUACAAUAAGGCUCAAAAACAGGUUUAUCAUCCAUGUGUCUUGAUUGAUAAAGUCUAGUUUAUUAUGGAAGGUAUAAUAGCAAUUAACUUUACUGUGUGUCUGGUGAUUUUGAUACUAGGAAGAGUUAAUAAUAUAUCUGGGUAGCUUUCCUGAGCUUUUGGGUUCUUCCUUAUAGAAUAGACAUUAUAGAUGGAACUUUAAUCCAAACUUAUUGUGUCUGAACUACUAACAAAGAAAUGUUGUUGCAUUGCACAAUGUUGGUAAUAACCUGUGAUAAAAAAUGAUUGUUUUUAAAGCAUUUUUCCAUUAAACCUUAGCUCUACA
Messenger RNA from Sebastes umbrosus (honeycomb rockfish), 9828 nucleotides. RefSeq names its product NMDA receptor synaptonuclear signaling and neuronal migration factor b (gene nsmfb). Gene Ontology annotation, biological process: positive regulation of neuron migration; regulation of neuronal synaptic plasticity. Gene Ontology annotation, cellular component: nucleus; cytoplasm. The record is from RefSeq and is a predicted model, not a curated record. The transcript has 16 exons. The coding region runs from base 362 to 2218 and encodes 618 amino acids. NCBI's taxonomy places the organism in Eukaryota, Metazoa, Chordata, Actinopteri, Perciformes, Sebastidae.